CUUUGUUUUUUAGUAAUUGAUCACAUUUGUAUUUAUUUAAUCAAUAGUAUUAAAAAUUGUAUAAAUUAGUGAUAGUCUGAAGAUCAUAUGCUUAAAUUAUUCAUACGUCGUUUAUCUGCUGGUAAAAUGACUUUAUUCACUCAAUGUUUAAAUCCUAUUACGGGUACUGCGACUUGGGAAGAAAAGGACCAAGAUUAUGACUAUCACCAGGAAGUAGCUAGAUCAGCAUUUGCUGAUAUGUUGCACGAUCAUGAAAGAAAUUAUAAAUAUAAUGUAGCACUUGAGGCUGCUAUUAAAAAAAAACAUCAAGCUGGAGAAGAAGCUAAUGUACUUGAUAUUGGUACUGGUACUGGCUUAUUAUCUAUGAUGGCAGCAAAAUGUGGAGCAGAUAGUAUAACAGCAUGCGAGGCUUUCAGUCCCAUGGCUAUGUGCGCUGUAACAAUUAUAAAAGAAAAUGGUUUCGCAAACAAAAUAAAAUUGAUACAUAAACGUUCUACAGAAAUGACAGUGGGUGAAGGUGGUGAUAUGGCUAAAAAAGCAAAUAUUUUGGUGACUGAAGUAUUUGACACUGAACUUAUCGGAGAAGGAGCAUUAUCUACAUUUCGUCAUGCUCAUGAAACAUUACUCGAAAAAGGUAGUAUAAUAAUACCAAAUAGUGGUACUAUGUGGGCACAAGUUGUUGAAAGCAAAUCCGUUUCUGCAUGGAAUAGAAUAGAAUCAAUCAGUGAUACUAGGACUCAAAACACUUUAAUAAAUGCUCCAUUAUGCAUAAAAUCAUGCUCCGGGGCAGCAGCUGUACAUGACAUUCAAUUAUCGCGUCUUCCUCGUGAUGAAUUCAAACCUUUAAUAUCACCACAACCUAUUUUUAGAUUUGAUUGGUCUGGGACUACACCUCUGCAGUUUAAUGAAAAAGUGUGUUUAAAUAUUUUACCAAUUGAUAGUGGUAUUGCUCAUGCUAUAUUUUUAUGGUGGGAUUUAGACAUGGACACAGAAGGAAAGGUUAUAUUAAGCUGUGCACCUGUAUGGGAACAUCCUGAGACCAAAAAUUCGAAACAUAAUAACAUAAAUCUUAAUGAACUAGCUGAUAAUAUUCCAUGGAGAGAUCACUGGAUGCAGUCUAUUUAUUACCUUCCAUCUGAAGUACAAAUAAAUGUUAAUAAUAAGUUUAAUCUUGUUGGCUAUCACGAUGAAUAUUGUUUUUGGUUUGAUAUAAAAAAUGAUCCAAUAUUAGAUAUACCGAAUUGCGAUAGACCAGUAUGUACUUGCAUCACGCACAUUGCUUACUGUAGAACACGCAUAGGGCAAUUGAAUGAUAAGGAACGGAAUAUUAAAUACAUAAAAGCAUUAUCUAAAAAGAUUCAUCCAAAUUCUGUUUGUCUCUGUUUAUCAGAUGGAUGCUUAUUAGGCCUAGCUGCUGCACAACUAGGUGCUAAAAAAAUAUAUGUAUUAGAAACAAAUAUAUUGUCUCGAAGAACUAUUGAAAUGUUUAUAAAGACAAAUAAUCUUGAAGAAAAAGUAGAAAUUGUAACAAAAGAUGAUUUGCCGCCAGUUAUUAAAGUAGAUUUAAUUUUUGGUGAGCCAUACUUUAUUAGCUCCAUCGUACCAUGGGAAAAUCUUCGAUUUUGGUAUCUUGCUUCACAAUACUCAAGUAUUCAAAGAAUACCUAUUGCAGCUACAAUAAAAGCAGUUGCUGUGGAGUUUAGAGAUUUAUAUAAAAUUCGAGCACCUCUUGGAGUGUGCGAAGGUUUUGAUUUAUCUAGUUUUGACAAACUUGUUCAGGAAUCAAGUGAUAAAAGUGAUAGUCCUAUAGAUGCACAACCUCUGUGGGAAUAUCCAGCACGAGCUUUGACAUUACCUUUUACUAUAAAUACAUUUGACUUGUCUUCAAAUGUUCAUAAUCAUAAAAGUAUUCAAAUAUCGGAUAACGUUCCUAUUUUGCAAAAUGGAUCAUGCAAUGGGGUUGCAUUGUGGGUUGAGUGGCAAUUAGAUCCCGAGAUAAGCAUAUCUUGUGGGCCCACUGAAGAAAUAGUACCCGGUGAGAGAAUAUCAUGGGAUAGAUUUACAAGACAAGGUGUGCAUAUCUUUCGAAAUAUUAAAGAUGUUUCAUGUACAGAUAAACUGUCAUGGUCCUUUAGUUUUGUACCGAAAAACGGAAGUAUAGAGUUCAAAUUUAAGGUAAAUACACCAAAAAAAAAUAAGAAUGGUUAACACUGAUAAUGAUUAUCUUAAUUGAAAAUAUUAAAUAAAAAUAAAUAUUAUUUUAUGCCAUUUGCAUACUUA
Polistes dominula (European paper wasp) is the source of this 2280-nucleotide messenger RNA. RefSeq names its product arginine methyltransferase 7 (gene Art7). The record is from RefSeq and is a predicted model, not a curated record. Gene Ontology annotation, molecular function: histone methyltransferase activity; protein-arginine N-methyltransferase activity. Gene Ontology annotation, biological process: peptidyl-arginine methylation, to asymmetrical-dimethyl arginine; chromatin remodeling. NCBI's taxonomy places the organism in Eukaryota, Metazoa, Arthropoda, Insecta, Hymenoptera, Vespidae.